AUGGCACCGUCGGAAAAGAUGGGUUACCCGGAGGAGCAGCCUUUAAAAGAUAAAGCGAUCCCGAAAAAGAAAACCUUUAGAGAAAAGCUUGCAUCAAUCAGAGAAAACAUAACCGUUGAACCUGUUUUGGCUUGCUAUGUGGUCCCGGGAAUGCUGUCAAGAUUGGCAACACAGAACCUCAACCUGGACAAAGCAUGUCGGGUGAACAUGAAGUUUGGCGAUAAGGUUUGCGAUGCACUGAUUGCUAGAGAAGGAAAUAAGUACCUGAAAGAAGAACUGGCGAUCCAAGAGCUUAUAGCAGGGAUGGAGAUGUGGAAGAGCGUUCUUCUGACUGCGUUACCAAGUUUCCUAAUCCUCUUCAUGGGAGCCUGGAGCGAUCGAACAGGGAAGCGAAAGAUCUGCAUUCUUCUACCAAUUAUUGGGGAUCUCCUGACGUGUAUUAGCAGUAUACUCAAUGCAUAUUAUUUCUACGAGCUGCCGGUGCAAGUGACUAUGUUUUUUGACGGAUUCUUCCCGGCCAUUACGGGAGGUUGGAUCACCACAUACAUGGGUAUCUUUGCGUAUAUCAGUGACAUUUCUAGUGAGGAGUCCAGGACGUUUAGAGUGGGGAUAGCUAACCUGUGUUUGACAGCCGGAGGUCCAAUAGGGUCAGUUCUCAGCGGGAUUCUGCUGAAGCUCACUGGGUACUACGGAGUAUUUACCAUCAGUUCUUUGCUUUACAUCUUCAGUAUUUAUUAUGGAUUCAUUUGCAUAAAAGAUCCGGAGCGGCCUAUUACUGAGAAACCAAAGCAGAAUGAAUCGACCGACGUAAGGGGCUUCCUAAAGUCCUUUUUCGACAUAAAACACGUGAAAGACACUCUAACUGUCGCAUUCAAAAAUGGACCUAACAAACGGAGGAUAAAGUCCAUUUUGGUACUGGCAUCGAUCACAUUUAUAUAUGGCCCGUCUCAUGGUGAGAAUACCGUACGGUAUCUGUUUACUCGGUACCGUUUCAACUGGGAUGCGCUGAAAUACAGUUUUUACAGCACUUUCUUUAUUUGCAUCCACUCGCUUGGAGCGUUAAUAUCAAUAAGUCUGUUCAGCCACCGGCUACAAUGGGACGAUUCAGUCUUAGGUCUGAUCUCCAACUUCAGCAAGAUAAUCGGAGGCCUUUACACUGGCCUCGCUAGGAAUACUAGAGACAUGUAUGUUGCGGUGGCUAUUGAGAUGUUCAACGCCACCUCGUUUACCGCACUCAGGUCGAUCUCUUCCAAACUAGUUACAAGUGAUGAACUAGGUAAAAUGACAUCGUUCUUCAAUCUGAUGGAGGUGGUGACCUCCAUGGUAUUCGGCCCUAUCUACUCCUGGAUAUAUAUGUGCACCUUGGAGAUAGAUGCUGGUAUCGUGUAUUAUGUUAGCACGGUUCUUACAGUGCCACCGCUGUUGUUUUUUGCCUGGUUCUUCAUACAAUAUCGGAAAGAUGUUGCCAGAUCAAAAGUUGCAGAUGGAGAAAAAAAUAUACCUGAAUUGCAAAAUAAUAAGAAAAAGGAUUCACUCAUUAACAGCAUUGAUUUGGAACAUGAAGCCAUAUUUGUCGAAUAA
Messenger RNA from Helicoverpa zea (corn earworm), 1581 nucleotides. RefSeq names its product proton-coupled folate transporter-like. The transcript is spliced from 7 exons. The coding region runs from base 1 to 1581 and encodes 526 amino acids. Gene Ontology annotation, biological process: transmembrane transport. NCBI's taxonomy places the organism in Eukaryota, Metazoa, Arthropoda, Insecta, Lepidoptera, Noctuidae. Gene Ontology annotation, molecular function: transmembrane transporter activity. Gene Ontology annotation, cellular component: membrane. The record is from RefSeq and is a predicted model, not a curated record.